Molecule: messenger RNA, 680 nt
Organism: Musa acuminata subsp. malaccensis (wild Malaysian banana)
Lineage: Eukaryota; Viridiplantae; Streptophyta; Magnoliopsida; Zingiberales; Musaceae
Product: protein E6
Source: RefSeq, a predicted model, not a curated record
CCCAGUUCGCCAUCUCUACCUCCUUCCUCCCAUGGCUUCCGUCGUUGGGCACUCGUUGCUAACCUUCCUCCUCCUGUUCGCCGUCUUUUCCCCUCAUGUCCAAGCGCGAGAGAGUCGGGCCUUCAGCAAGGUCACGCGGGACGAAACAGUCGUCGUCCCCGAGGAGACGCCGGCUGUUCAAGUCGAGAAGGCAGCGAGACUUGGCAAGGAGACGUAUGGCUACGGUCACAACAGCAACGGGGACGCUCACUACUACGACGCUGAUGGUUUCUCUACGAGCUUCCCCAACACCAAACCCAAUGCGAAGUAUGGAAGCUAUAAGAACAGAGAAUCAAUGUACCGCCCAAACUACGGUUACAGGAAGGAUCAAUAUGGAAUGAGCGACACCAGGUUUCUGGAGAACGGGAGGUACUUCUACGACGUUAAUGCUGAGAGGGGAUACGGAGCAUAUGCUGGUAUUGGCGUAGGUGGUGGCGAUCACCAUGGUUAUGGAGCAUAUAAUAGCGAGGGAAACAGGUACGAGGGCAACCAAGAAGGCGAGGAGUACGUUCCAUGAGCGACCCAACAGAGCAAAUGGAGUGUUCGCUGCUGUUCUUUCUUUCACUCGCAUGCAUUUCCGUGUUUGGUGAUGCCAACCAAAAUAUCUAUCAAUCGUAUGGGUAAUGCUAAAAUUAAUAAUA